Molecule: messenger RNA, 613 nt
Organism: Daktulosphaira vitifoliae (grape phylloxera)
Lineage: Eukaryota; Metazoa; Arthropoda; Insecta; Hemiptera; Phylloxeridae
Gene: fh
Product: frataxin homolog, mitochondrial
Exons: 3
Coding region: 37-600 (187 amino acids)
Biological process (GO): iron incorporation into metallo-sulfur cluster; intracellular iron ion homeostasis
Cellular component (GO): mitochondrion
Molecular function (GO): ferroxidase activity; 2 iron, 2 sulfur cluster binding; ferric iron binding
Source: RefSeq, a predicted model, not a curated record
ACAAUUUUUUUUAACUAGAUAUUUGUCAAGUACACUAUGUCAUUAAGAAUUUUUAAAGUCCCUAGUAUUAAACAUAAUUUAUUUAGAAAUUUAUUUGUUAAAAGCCAUUAUAGUCUUACUAAUGAAUUAAUGAAGCUAAAAAUUUUAUCUCUUUCAAAAAUAAAUUCCAAAUUAUAUUUUACUAAAAAAGAAUUAAAUGUACAUUGUGUAUCAAAAUUUUGUUCGAUCGAAAAAUAUAAUAACAAAAUAAAUUUUGAACAAAUCUGUAAUGAAACAUUAGAAGCGUUAUGUGAUUACUUUGAACAUGUUAUUGAAGAAAGUCCUCAUCUUAAUAACCCUGACAUAACUUACAGUGAUGGUGUGCUUACAGUACAUUUUGGAGAGCCCCAUGGUACAUAUGUUAUAAAUCGGCAAAUGCCUAACAAACAAAUUUGGUUGAGUUCUCCAAAAAGUGGCCCAAAAAGAUACAAUUUCAAUGGUACCAAAUGGAUUUAUAAACAUGAUGGCAUUUGUUUGCAUGAAUUGCUUAAUAAUGAAAUUUCAAAAAUUGUGUCAAUCAAAAUAAAUUUUUUUGAUUGUGUCAAUAGAAAAGAUAAAUAAUUUUUUAGAAAAA